This is a messenger RNA of Beauveria bassiana ARSEF 2860, 1155 nucleotides long. RefSeq names its product alanine-glyoxylate aminotransferase. Lineage: Eukaryota; Fungi; Ascomycota; Sordariomycetes; Hypocreales; Cordycipitaceae. The transcript has 4 exons. The record is from RefSeq and is a predicted model, not a curated record. Gene Ontology annotation, cellular component: peroxisome. The coding region runs from base 1 to 1155 and encodes 384 amino acids. Gene Ontology annotation, molecular function: L-alanine:glyoxylate transaminase activity; L-serine:pyruvate transaminase activity.
AUGUCUUCUCAGGCUCCCCACCCUACCUUGCUCAUCCCCGGACCCAUUGAGUUUGACGAUGCCGUCCUUCAGUCCAUGAGCCAUUACAGUGAAAGUCACGUCGGUGCUGGCUUUGUGAAGAUCUUUGGCGAAACCCUCUCGCUCCUCCGCCAAGUUGUCCGCUCGACCGACCCCAACGCCCAGCCAUACAUCAUCAACGGCUCUGGUACCCUCGGCUGGGAUCUCGUCGCCGCCAACCUGGUCGAGGCCGGCGAGGAUGUCCUUGUCCUCAGCUCCGGCUACUUUGGCGACCGCUUCGCCGACUGCCUGACCCAGUACGGCGCCAAGGUGACCAAGCUCGACGGUCCCGUCGGCGGCGUCCCCUCCCCCGCCGAGAUUGAAAAGGCCCUCUCCGAGAAGAAGUACAAGCUCGUUACCGCCACCCACGUCGAUACCUCUACCGGUGUCUUGUUCGAUCUCAAGACGCUCGUCCAGUCCGUCAAGAAGGUCUCCCCCGACACACUGGUCAUCGCCGACGGUGUCUGCAGUGUCGCCUGCGAGGAGCUCGCCUUCGACGACUGGGGUCUGGACGGUGUCAUCACCGCUGGCCAAAAGGCCAUCGGCGCCCCUGCUGGCCUGUCCAUCUCCUUCUUCAGCGGCCGUGCCGUUGACGUCGCUCACAACCGCAAGAUCCCCGCCGCGGCCUACUUUGCGAACAUGAAGAACUGGACUCCUAUCAUGAAGAACUAUGAGGCCGGCAAGCCCUCUUACUUCUCGACCCCCUCCCCUCAGCUUAUCCACGCUCUCAACACUGCUUUCAAGCAGCUUCUGGCCAAUGGCAUUGAACCGCGCAUCGCCAAGCACGUCGAGGUGUCCGACUACGUCAAGAAGUCUAUUGCCGACCUUGGCCUCAAGCCUGUCGCCAGCAAGAAGGAGGACCAGUCGCACGCCAUGACUGCCAUCUACCUGCCCGAGGGUGUCGGCGCCACGGAUGUCCUGCCCAAGCUGUUGAGCAAGGGCGUCAUCUUCGCGGCUGGCCUGCACGCCACGAUUGGCCCCAAGUACAUUCGCUUCGGCCACAUGGGUAUCUCUGCUGUCAACUCAAACCGUGGCGAUAUCGAUAAGGCUCUCAACGCUCUCAAGGAGUCGCUGGCCGAGUGCGGCUACAAAGCUUGA